AUGAAGUUUGUUCAGCUCGUUGGUGCCGCUGGCAUGGCUGGCGCAGUUGCCCUCCCGGCAGCCGCUCCCGACCUGGAUGCCGAUUUCCUUGCCGCCAUCCUCGCCGCCCCUACCCCCAAGACUCUCGGCCCUGAGCCGGAUGUCUACAGCUCGACUGUCGUGUCGUACAACCCGACGACCGUCACUGCUGUUGUCCAGUCGACCAUCACGCCGGAUCCCACUGCGGAUGCGGUGAAGAAGCGCAGUGUUUCUCCGGCCGACAAAUGUGCCCAGAACGGCUGGGACUGCUGCCCUCUUCCCACGGGCACCCUGGCUGUUCCCGAUACUGCCGCUGCCUUUACCAGCUACGCGGCCUACUCUGCGCUGGCAACUGGCGCGUCUACGCCGAGCAACUACCAGCAGGCCUUCAGCAACAAGAACGGUGCCACGCAGCAGGUUGGAUACCGUGGAGUCUUCACCCUCGACUCGUACGACCCGAGCGUCUGCGCGGCCAAGUGCGACGCCGAUGCUGAUUGCCAGGCUUUCAACAUCUACAUUGAGAGGGACCCUGUCCUCCGUCCCGACUACGAUGUCUGCCAGAACCCCGACGCCACGGCAAACAUCAAGUGUACCCUUUACGGCUACCCCGUUCAUGCCGAGACGGCCACCAACACGGGCCAGUACCAGGGACAGUUCCAGAUUCUCGUCGCCGCCUCCAACGGCUACAACAAACCCUACACUGCCCCGACUCUGGAGAACUUCAACGCUCCUGUCGGCCCCCUGAACGGCGCCAUUGAGGACAGCCACUACUACUUGUACGAGCUGUACAACGACGGUCCCUUCAGCCCGGCCUCCUGCGCCAAGGGCUGCCAGGCCAACACUGCCUGGAACAAGGCCCACGCCAACAACGACGGCACCUACACUGCCUGCAACUUCUUCAACGCCUACAUCCUGUACAGGGACAACAACCCCGUUGGCACCGUCUGCUCCUACUACAGCGCCGACAUCGCGGAUCCCGCCUCCAAGGCCACCAACGUCGGCCAGUACCAGGGCGACGUGCACGUCACCGUCGGCGAGUCGUACACGUACACGCUCACCACCCAGGACAACGGCGGCGUCAGCCCCGUGAGCAGCACCGGCUGCGCCAACCCGGGCGUCUGCGGCACCUACCAGAUCUGGUACAUGGACAACGGCGGCGACGCUGCCUGCGGUCUCGACCCGGAUGGAAACGCUCUCUGCUUCGUCGACAUGAGCUGCUACGGCGGCCCGACCUGCAGCACCAACUCCGACUGCACCGGCGGCACCAAGUGCCUGACGCAGAGCUGCUGCGGCUUCAGUCUUUGUGCCACGCCCACCACCGUGUGCGCCAACUCGGCUUCCAGGGUCAAGCGUGCCCUGAUGGGUCCUGAGAAGCGCCGUGCUGCUUCGACCCGUCGCAGCGACUCCGACGCAUGCACCGCUCUGAGCUGCCCCAGCUCCUCGUCUUGA
Messenger RNA from Lasiodiplodia theobromae, 1467 nucleotides. RefSeq lists its product as uncharacterized. Bases 1 to 1467 code for a protein of 488 amino acids. The transcript has a single exon. The record is from RefSeq and is a predicted model, not a curated record. Lineage: Eukaryota; Fungi; Ascomycota; Dothideomycetes; Botryosphaeriales; Botryosphaeriaceae.